Messenger RNA from Danio aesculapii, 3665 nucleotides. RefSeq lists its product as uncharacterized. The coding region runs from base 78 to 626 and encodes 182 amino acids. The record is from RefSeq and is a predicted model, not a curated record. The transcript has 2 exons. Gene Ontology annotation, biological process: protein dephosphorylation. Gene Ontology annotation, molecular function: MAP kinase tyrosine/serine/threonine phosphatase activity. Lineage: Eukaryota; Metazoa; Chordata; Actinopteri; Cypriniformes; Danionidae.
ACACGUUUAUUUCAGCCGCCUUUAGUAACGUCAGAAGAAGAGCUCUUCAACUGACCGCUCUAUACAAUCCUGGCAGGAUGUCAUCAGGAAGCUCCUCCAGUCUCGGCGGCUUUGCUCAGGUCACAGAUCAUCUGUUCAUCGGCACCAGCAAGACAGCCAGCGACUCCCGCAUCCUCCAGUCCCUCAACAUCACCUGCAUCAUCAACUCCACCCAGAACACACACAACAGCAACACACACCUGCCGUCAGCACACUACAUGCAGAUCCCCGUCCCCGAUGACCCCAGCUGCAGACUGAGUGAGUAUUUCCACAGUGUUUCUGAUAAGAUCCAGCAGGUCAGCGAGGAGCGCGGCCGUGUGCUGCUUCACUGUAAUGCGGGAGUGAGUCGCUCGGCGUCUCUGUGUUUGGCGUUUCUGAUCAAACACCACCGUCUGACGCUCAGAGAAGCUCACCAGAUGCUCAAAGCUAAAAGACCAAUCAUCAGGCCAAAUAAUGGCUUCUGGAGUCAGCUCGUGGAGUUUGAGUUAUCAAUACACGGGAGAAACACUGUCAGGAUGAUCGACUCGCCUGUCGGGAUUAUUCCGGAUUUAUACGAGAUGGAAACUAGAGGAUUGAUUCCACUUUAGGAGAUGUAAGUUUGGUGUGUUUGUGUUUCUGUUAAUGUUGAUGUUAUGCAAUAAUUGACCAGAAGAUGGCAGAAUAUUAUUGAGGAUGGCAGCAGGUUUUAUUUAUUAAAGGGUUCGUUCACUCAAAAAUUUUAAUUAUAUCAGUUUCCUACGAGCUUGUGGGUUUUUUAUGAUUAAGUAUUUUAAUUUUUUUAAUACUGUGCCAAAUUUAAAAGGUGUCGCACUUUAUUUUGAUGGUCCAUUGGUUGAAUUUGAGUUACAUUGCAUCCAGGGGCGUAGCGACAGGGGGGACACGUCCCCCUCACUUUUCAGAAACAGGUUACUCUGUCCCCCGACUGGCCCACACGUUUUAUUUGACUUAGCGGCCGCAAGUGUUCUCUGAUUUGUUACUUGAUUUGAGUGAACGAUCACUCAGCCAAUCACAGCGCGAAUCUCUUGAGUGUCUGCCACGAGCUUCAUUCAGUCAAAGAUAGGGUUGAUGCGGAACGGAGCAACAGCUACAGCUGGGUAAAUCACGGUAAAUCACUAACGUUACAGAGUCCUACUUUUGUUCCUUUUUGAAGUGAGAACCGCAAAGUCCCUAGUGCUGGUGUCUUAUCUGGCGCUGAGCCAGAGAAAGACAGCGGGGUUAAGUUGGUUUAAUAUAUUAUAUGUCUGAAAAUACAAAACUAGCACUGCACAUGCAACAAAAGUAUAAUUCAGUAUAAAAUAUUUGCAAAUCGCUGUCAUUGAACUGUUGAUAAUAUUAAUGGCAUUUGUUUAUUCUAAAGCCGUAAUGAUUAUCCUCUAUAUGUUCACAAUGAAUAUGCAUAUUUAACAUUUACAUAAACUAUAUACAUACACUAAGUGAAGUUUCAUAAACUAAUUUCGAGAGGAGCACGUGAUAUGAUUGAGCACGUCUGGCCACUCAUCUGUAAUCAGUAAUAAUCCAAGCAGAGUGAUCCUAGUCUACUAUAAAUGGAUCAUUUUCUCCCUAAUGUUUUAUCUUCGUUUGGAAGAAUCCCCCCUUCCACCCCAUCUCCUCCUUUUCCUCCCUUUUCUAAAAGGGAAGCUCUCGAGACCUACCUGAUCUCGGAUCUCCUGAUAUGCUUAUCGACCGGGCGGGAGCCCUGGGCUCAAAUAUCUCCGAGCUCAGGGUUCUCUCCCGGGACAGCAUGCCAAACCUGCUUUAUACGCCAAGUAUAUCUAAGUGGGAACUCUUGAAAAGUAAUAUUGGAACAGAUAAAAAUCAAUGCAGUGAAAUGGGUUAAUUAGUCCUGAACGUUGUAUAUUUGUUGUUCGGUAUAUUAAACUGAGGUUUUAAUGUGGUUUGUAUGCUCUGAUAGUUUUUGAACCUGCAUAUCAAACAUUUUUGUGGCAUCAAUGUUUUUGGCUCAACAAUAUUGUUCAGGAAGAACGUUUUCUUUGGUGCCUAAGAGGCAAAUACCUUUCGUGAAAAACAACAACAACAGCUCAAACCUGCUCUGACCACUUCAGCUGGAAUAUUGCAUUGAGAGCCCAAACAAUGUAUGCAUGUAAAAAAACAUGACUUCCUUUCUACAUAACACUAGUUUUCUUCUAAAUUACUGAAAUUAAAUGUGCAAUUCUUACAGAUAAUUCCUGUACCCUAUCGUCAUUUGAUUGUAUGUAAAGGUUAUGAAAUGUUUUCAUAUUUGAAAGUUAUUUUUUGAGUUGAUGGAGUUUUAUUGGCUUUAGUCUUAGUAUUCAAUGCUGAGGUAGAGAUGGAAAAUACACUCACCGGCCACUUUAUUAGGUACACCUUACUAGUACCGAGUUGGACCCCUUUUUGCCUUCAGAACAGCCUUAGGUCACACUUUAUUUUGAUGGUCCAUUUUUUGAGUUUAAGUUACAUUGCAACUAAUUCUCAUUAGAUUAUAAGUAGACUGUUAGUAUAAGUUGACAUGUGCUUGCAAAGUUGCUUAUAGUCAGUUAAAUGUCUGUUGAAGGAGCAGUAUCAACAGAUAUUAAGCAGACAGUCUACUAAUACUCAAAUGGACCAUCAAAAUAAAAUGUUACCCUGCCUUAAUCCUCCGUGGCGUAGAUUCAACAAGACACUGGAAAUAUUCCUCAGAGAUUUUGCUCCAUAUUGACAUGAUAGCAUCACACAGUUGCUGCAGAUUUGUCAGCUGCACAUCCAUGAUGCAAAUCUCCCCUUCCACCACAUCCCAAAGGUGCUCUAUUGGAUUGAGAUCUGGUGACUGUGGAGGCCAUUUGAGUACAGUGAAGUCAUUGUCAUGUUCAAGAAACCAGUCUGAGAUGAAUGGAAGUAGCCAUCAGACUGUGGUCAUAAAGGAAUGGACAUGGUCAGCAACAAUACUCAGAUUAGAAAUUUGUGUUAACAAGCAGUUGGAGAGGUGUACCUAAUAAAGUGGCCGGUGAGUGUAUAACUUUUGAACAGUAUAACACAGGGGUCAGGAACUUUUUUUCUCAGCAAUGAGCCAUUUCAAAAUUUUUUGGCAAAUGAAUUUUUUUAAAGAGCCAUUGGGGAUAUAUAUAAAGCAUCACUUGUUGAGUAAGUCCAUGUAUUAAGAAAGGUUAAUUUAUCGAAUUUUCUUUCUUUUCGCCAUCACCACUCAUGAAUGUUGUUUGAAUUUACGUGCGCAAGGUUACCAUAGAAAUGUAAGUUGGUGUUGCGUUUCAAGUUAAUUCACAGCACCGCACAUGUGCAUUGGUUGAAACGUCCUUUUAUUCUUAUCCUUAUUCAUUUGGCUGCAAAAAUAUACAAUAAAAAGGUCAUUUUAAUUGUAUUUUCAAUAGGAAACUGAUUUUUAGCCACAGUUUAAAUUUUUAUUGAAGUGAGACAGCUGGAGAGCCACAUAUCUUUGGUCAAAGAGCCACAUGUGGCUCCCGAGCCAUAGGUUCCCUACUCCUGGUAUAACAGAAAUGAUCCGACGAGAUGAUAUGAUGUAUUUUCUAGGCGCUGGAAUGUGUGUAUUGCCGCCACUGGAUUUUAUGGACACGUGUUGGAAAUUCACACACCCUGUUGGUGAAUAUUUGUUAUGUGGCAACGCAGCAUUAAAGUUUGCUUCCUUUUCUUGA